Diversispora eburnea is the source of this 1017-nucleotide messenger RNA. The record is from the annotation of a GenBank genome assembly. NCBI's taxonomy places the organism in Eukaryota, Fungi, Glomeromycota, Glomeromycetes, Diversisporales, Diversisporaceae.
AUGACAAACUCGGGAGCGGACCAACAACUUGAAAAAUAUCAAGAACGAAUACUCGCACGAAGAAGAGGUGCUGGUACACAUCGAAUAGAGUUUAGAAAUUUCACAAUAGAGAUUCCGGAACAAGGAAAAAAUCAAGAAUUUAUACCUCAACCCUUAAUUAAUAAGUUAUCGUUUGAUAACGAACAACAAAUUGAUGGUAACGGAUAUUUAUCUGAUAUACCUGAACAAUUUGAUGGUAACGGAUAUUUAUCUGAUAUACCUGAACAAUUUGAUGGUAACAGAUAUUUAUCUGAUAUACCUGAACAAUUUGAUGGUAACGGAUAUUUAUCUGAUAUACCUGAUGUUCUGGAAGAAGAAAAAAAUCAAGAAAUUACAUAUCAACCUUUAGACAGUACGACAGUGAAUGAACCACUGAUAAAUAAUGAUAAUAACGAACGACAAUUUGAUGAUAACAGAUAUUUAUUUAAAGUUAUAAAUAAUAUUAUAUCGGAGUUCUUGAAAGAACAAGAAAACGAACUCUCAUACAAAAAGGAAAUACUUCAUUUCAAAAAAAUAGUUGAAAUUCGUAUUCUCGAACAGUUGGAUCUUAUUGAUAAGCAAAUGUUGCUUAGAUCAUCUUUACGGAAGGCAAAAUUACGAAUCAAACAAUUGUGCAAAGAGAUUUUAGGAUUAAUUUAUAAACGCGACAAAAUAAAAACGGAACUAAGUGUUGAAAGAAAAGGAUACAAAGAGAAUGAACAAAUUAGAAAAAAAUUGGAACAAGUUCAUAAUUUUCUCUCAGAUAUCGAUAUCCUACGAGAAUCGGUCAUAGUUGACAACAGUCCACAGAAUGAAAAUGAAGUUUUGGAUGGAUUUGAAAGUCUCUUGAUAAAUACAACUUUUCGGUGUUGUGACAAUGUCAAUCCAUUAUCAAAUCAGGAAACGGGAAAUUUGAGAGUUUUGUCUCAAUUUAAUAACUUACUGGAAAAUUGUGAACGAAUCAUACGGCAAUCAGCAGACAUGGAGACUGGUACGUAA